AUUCUCACAUUCUCCUGUUUCUCUAUCAAUAAUUGGUAUUGACCCCAAAGUCUUCUCACAUUCUCCUGUUUCUAGAUCAAACCAUCUCUCAUUUAGAUAACGAUGAGAUCAGAUUGUCUGUAAGAAUUUAGUUGAAGGAGUAGGAGAAGGCAAUAGACAAGAAAAAUCGUCUCUUAUCAUCAACAAUAUUCAGCUUCUUCUUCGUCUUGUUUGCUGAUGCAAUGCAGAAGUCAACUGUUCUUAUGACCUGUAAGUAUUCUCAUAUUCACAUAUUUCUUGAUCAAACCAUCUUUUUAGAUAACGAUGAGCUCAGAUUUUCUGAAGAAAUUACUAGAAGGAGUAGGAGAAGGCAAUAGACAAGAAAAAUCGUCUCUUAUCAUCAACAAUAUUCAGCUUCUUCUACGUCUUGUUUGCUGAAGGAAAACACUAGUCAACUGUUCUUAUGAUCUGUUGGAGAAAAAGGAGAGCACUUCUUGAUUUCGAUUCUUAGUGAUUGAGGAAGACACGAUCUUGUAACUGCCUGAUAUGGCAUCUUCAUCUGCUGUUGCUCAUAAAUGGAAGUAUGAUGUGUUCCUUAGUUUUAGAGGCAAGGAUACGCGCAAUAAUUUUACCAGCCAUCUUUAUGAUGCUUUGUGUCGUAAGAAAAUCAAGACAUUCAUUGAUGAUGGACUUGAAAGAGGAGAAGAAAUUACCCCUGCCCUUCUGAAAACGAUUGAAGAAUCAAGAAUUUCUGUAGUAAUUUUCUCCAAGAACUACGCAUCUUCUCCGUGGUGUGUGGAUGAACUGGUGAAAAUACUUGAAUGCAAAGAGACUUAUGGGCAGAUUGUUUUACCGGUCUUCUAUCAUGUGGACCCAUCUGAUGUUGAUGAACAGACUGGGAGUUUUGGAAAUGCAUUUGCUGAGCUUGAAAAAAAUUUCAAGUGGAAGAUGGACAAGGUGCCAAGGUGGAGGGCUGACUUGACAUACGCAGCCAGUAUAUCUGGAUGGGAUUCACAGGUUACUAGUCCGGAGUCCAAACUAGUAAGAGAAGUUGUGCAAACUAUCUGGAAAAGGUUAAAUCGUGCAUCCCCAAGCAAAUUAAGAGGUCUGGUUGGAGUACAUUCACGUAUUGAGAAAAUCAACAAUUUACUAUCUACUGUGCCAUCAGAUGUACACACAAUAGGAAUUUGGGGCAUGGGUGGUAUAGGCAAGACAACUAUUGCGGAAGCUUUCUUCUAUAGCAUCUCAAGUCAAUAUGAAGGCUGCCACUUUCUUCCGAACAUAAGGCAGGAAUCAGAAAAGGGUCGAUUAAAUGAUCUACGAGAUGAACUUCUUUCUAAACUACUGGAGGAAGAAAAUCUUGGCGUUGGCACACCACAUAUAGGACCUACUUUCAUCAGGGAUAGACUCUGCCAAAAGAAAGUUCUCCUUGUUUUGGAUGAUGUGAAUGAUGUACGACAAUUCCAGUAUUUAAUUGGAGAGCGUUCGUUUGGCGAAGGAAGCGUUGUUGUUGUAACAUCAAGAGACAAGCAAGUACUUAAGAAUGUAGCUGAUGAAAUAUACGAGGUUGAGGAAUUAAACUCCCACGAAGCUCUUCAACUCUUUAGCUUGAAUGCUUUUAAGGGAAACCACCCCCCAAAAGCUUAUAUGGAGUUGUCAAUCACGGCAAUAAAUUAUGCCAAAGGGAACCCAUUAGCUCUUCGAGUUUUGGGUUCCUUCUUAUUCCGCAGAGAAAGACAUUUUUGGGAAUCUCAAUUAAAUAACAUCGAAAGCUUUCCCGAGCUGAACAUUUAUGACUUGCUGAGAAUAGGUUUUGAUGCACUACGUGAUAAUAACACGAAGAGUAUAUUUCUGGACAUUGCAUGUUUCUUUAGAGGGCAUCAAGUUGAUUUUGUAAAGCGGAUACUAGAUGGCUGCGGUUUCAAAACAGAUAUUGGAUUUAGUGUUCUCAUUGACAGGUGUCUCAUUAAAAUUUCAGAUGACAAGGUUGAAAUGCAUGAUCUUUUGCAAGAAAUGGCCCAUGAAGUUGUUCGAAAAGAAUCUCUUAACGAGCUAGGAGGACAAAGCAGAUUGUGGAGUCCUAAAGAUGUAUAUCAAGUGUUGACCAAUAAUCAGGGAACUGGAAAAGUUGAAGGGAUAUUCUUGGAUGUUUCAAAAAUAAGAGAAAUUGAGUUGAGUUCUACUGCCUUGGAAAGGAUGUAUAAACUUAGACUGCUAAAAAUUUAUAAUUCUGAAGCUGGAGUUAAAUGCAGAGUGCACCUUCCUCAUGGCCUCGAGUCUCUUUCUGAAGAGUUGAGGUAUCUCCAUUGGGAUGGAUACCCUUUGACAUCUUUGCCUAGCAAUUUUCGUCCACAGAACCUUGUUGAAAUUAACCUAUCAUGUAGCAAGGUUAACCAACUGUGGAGAGGAGACCAGAAUCUCGUCAAUUUAAAAGAUGUCAACCUCAGCAAUUGCGAGCACAUAACUUUCAUGCCAAACCUUUCAAAGGCCAGAAACCUUGAGAGAUUGAAUCUUCAAUUCUGUACAAGUUUGGUUAAGUUUCCUUCAUCUGUUCAGCAUCUGGACAAGCUUGUUGAUUUAGAUUUGAGAGGCUGCAAAAGACUAAUCAAUCUUCCCAGUAGAUUUAAUUCAAGUUUUCUGGAGACUCUGAACCUUUCUGGUUGUUCAAAUAUCAAGAAGUGCCCAGAGACUGCAAGGAAACUGACAUAUUUAAAUUUAAAUGAGACUGCUGUUGAAGAGCUUCCCCAAUCAAUUGGGGAACAAAGUGGACUUGUUGCGUUGAAUUUGAAAAACUGCAAACACCUGGUUAAUCUUCCAGAAAACAUUUAUUUGUUGAAAUCUCUUCUCAUAGCUGACUUCUCUGGCUGCUCAUCUAUCAGCAGGCUUCCUGAUUUUUCGAGGAAUAUAAGAUACUUGUACUUGAAUGGAACUGCAAUAGAAGAACUGCCAUCUUCAAUUGGUGGUCUAAGGGAACUUAUUUAUUUAGAUCUAGUUGGCUGCAACUUGCUAAAGAAUCUGCCGAGUGCGGUUUCUAAGUUGGGAUGCCUUAAAAAACUUGAUCUUUCCGGUUGCUCAAGUGUCACGGAGUUUCCAAAGGUUUCUAAUACUAUAAAGGAGCUGUAUUUAAAUGGGACAGCAAUACGAGAGAUUCCCUCUUCAAUAGAAUGUUUGUUUGAUCUUGCUGAAUUGCACCUGCGAAACUGCAAACAAUUUGAGAUUCUUCCAAGCAGCAUCUGCAAGUUGAGAAAACUGGAGAGGCUUAAUCUCUCAGGUUGCGUCCAAUUUCGGGAUUUUCCAGAAGUUUUGGAGCCGAUGGUAUGUUUGAGAUAUCUCUAUUUAGAACAGACAAGCAUAACAGAGUUGCCUUCACCGAUUGGAAAUCUGAUGGGACUUGCCUGCUUGGAAGUGGGAAACUGCAAAUAUCUAAAAGACAUCGAAUGUUUUGUUGACUUGCAAUUGCCCGAGAGAUGCGUGGAUUUAGAUUCUUUGCGUAAGCUAAAUCUAGAUGGUUGCAGUCUAUCGGAAGUGCCGGACAGUCUUGGUCGUUUUUCGUCACUAGAAGUGUUAGAACUAAGUGGAAACAAUUUUCAGACUAUACCUAUAAGCAUCAAUAAACUCUUUGAGUUGCAAUAUCUCGGAUUAAGGAAUUGCACGAGACUUGAAUCAUUACCGGAGCUUCCACCACGGCUAUCAAAGUUGGAUGCAGACAAUUGCGAGAGUUUGCAUUAUCUAGUAUCAAGCUCAUCAACUGUAGUUGAGGGGAACAUUUUUGAAUUCAUUUUCACUAAUUGCUCGAGAUCGCGUUGGUUCAAUCAAAUCUUGGCGUACUCAUUAUUGAAAUUUCAACUUUACACCAAAAGGUUAUACCAUCAGCUGCCCGAUGUUCCAGAAGGGGCAUGUAGUUUCUGCCUCCCUGCAAAUGCGACUCCGGAGUGGUUUAGCCAUCAAAGUUGGGGAUCUACAGUAACAUUCCAGCUAUCUUCACAUUGGGCUAAUAGCCAGUUCUUGGGUUUCUCUCUUUGCGCUGUCAUUGCAUUUCAUUCUUUCGGCCAUAGUUUGCAAGUUAAAUGCACAUAUCACUUCAGCAAUGAGCACGGUGAUAGCCAUGAUCUCUAUUGCUAUCUCCAUGGUUGGUAUGAUGAGAAGCGCAUUGACUCAGAACACAUACUCGUGGGAUUUGAUCCCUGCCUGGUUGCUAAAGAAGAUUAUAUGUUUAGUGAAUACAGUGAGGUCUCAGUUGAAUUCCAACUGGAAGAUAUAAAAGGCAAUCUCUUACCAUUGGAUCUUUGUCAAGUACAUAAAUGUGGGGUCCGCCUACUGUAUGAAGAUGAGAUACAUCCCUUUGAUUUGAUCAUGCCAGGCUCCUCUCGUUUUCAUCCUCUGGAGCGAGAUGGAUUGGAAGCAAGGUUCCAAGCCAAGAGAGCAAGGUUCCAAGCCAAUAGAGGGGAGGAUUCUUCUAUCAUGCGUAGGACGUAUGAAUUAUUGGAUUAUGAACUUUAUUCCGAAAGGUUCAGAUUACCCCGGCAUGUGGAGGCAUCUAGUUUCUACCUUCUUGGAGAUGUGAGUCCGGAGUGGUUUAGCCAUCAAAGUUGGGGAUCUAUAGUAACAUUCCAGCUAUCUUCGUAUCGUGAUAGCAGCGAGUUCUUGGGUUUCUGUCUUUGCGCUGUCAUUGCAUCUUAUUCUUUCAAUCCUGAUUUGGUAGUUAAAUGCACAUAUCACUUCCGCAAUGAGCACGGUGAUAGCCAUGAUCUCUAUUGCUAUCUCCAUGAGAAGUUUGAUGAGAGGUGCAUCUACUCAGAUCUCAUAUUUGUGGGAUUUGAUCCCUGUUUGGUUGUCAAAGAAAAGGAUAUGUUUAGUGAAUACAGUGAGGUCUCAGUUGAAUUCCAACCAGAAGAUUUUUACGGCAAUCUCUUCCCAUUAGAUUGUUGUCAAGUGGUUGAGUGUGGGGUUCGUGUAUUGCAAUGAUGGAUUGGAAGCAAUGUUCCAAGCCAAGAGAGCAAAUGUUGCCAGACAAUGACAUGAUAUGGGAUGAUGGUUUUGACGAUGUUACUCUCCCGAUAAAAAAAGAGAAGGCAUAAUUAAUAGGAAACUUGGGUUUCACGGUAGAAAUAAUUUAAUAAUUAUUUUGACAAGGAUAUAGAGGUGUGAAUUGCUGUCCAGUCCAAGAAAAUUUGAAUGUGACAAUUGGGUUUUUCUUUUAUUUAUUUUUAUCAGUGAUGUGUUCUUCUUUACCUUUUGCAAAAUUUGACAAAAUCCAAACUUGAUGGAUGAAAUGGAGAGCAUAUCUUUUAGAGACAACUUUAAUAUAUUAUUAUUCUGUUAAAA
Messenger RNA from Populus trichocarpa (black cottonwood), 5304 nucleotides. RefSeq names its product disease resistance-like protein DSC1. The transcript has 7 exons. The coding region runs from base 526 to 4944 and encodes 1472 amino acids. The record is from RefSeq and is a predicted model, not a curated record. NCBI's taxonomy places the organism in Eukaryota, Viridiplantae, Streptophyta, Magnoliopsida, Malpighiales, Salicaceae. Gene Ontology annotation, biological process: signal transduction; defense response. Gene Ontology annotation, molecular function: ADP binding; protein binding.